AUGGAUGUUUCCUGGAAGCUGGGGAAAGGAGAAGUCAGGCAUCAAGGAGACCAGAAGGUGUACUGUCAGAUGAAUCCAGACCAACGAGCCUGGACAGUGAUUCAGACCAGGAUGGAUGGAACCGUCAACUUCUACCGGCCCUGGAUUCAGUACAAGGUCGGCUUUGGUUCGGUGAAGGGAGAACACUGGCUCGGUCUGGACAACCUCCACUAUCUUACCUCAGGACCCACGAAGUUUGAGUUACUGGAGGACUUUGAGGGAAAUAAAGCGUCCGCUCAUUACGGGUUGUUCUCCGUCGACUCUGAGUGUAACGGAUACAACUUGACUGUGUCUGGAUUCACAGAUAAAGGAGCAGGAGACUCCAUGGUGCCACACAAUGGCAUGAAGUUCUCCACCUUUGACAAAGACCAGGACAUGUGGCCUGAGAACUGUGCCUCAAGCUACAUGGGAGGUUUCUGGUACAACGAAUGUCACCAAGCAAACCCUAAUGGGGUUUAUCGCUGGGGGCAGGAGAAGACUCCCUUUGCUGUUGGAGUUACAUGGUACACUUGGAAAACCACCUAUGACUACUCUGUGAAGUCCAUUGUCAUGAAGGUCCGUCCUGUGCAGCCUAAGUAACUUUCCAGGAGCAGCAGCAGACCAGAUGUUGAUCUGUCUCAA
Limanda limanda (common dab) is the source of this 660-nucleotide messenger RNA. Its product is annotated as microfibril-associated glycoprotein 4-like. The record is from RefSeq and is a predicted model, not a curated record. NCBI's taxonomy places the organism in Eukaryota, Metazoa, Chordata, Actinopteri, Pleuronectiformes, Pleuronectidae. Gene Ontology annotation, biological process: elastic fiber assembly. Bases 1 to 618 code for a protein of 205 amino acids. The transcript is spliced from 5 exons.